AUAGAAACUUUUCUAUAUUUUCACUCUAAAAAAAUUUUUAGUCUUAUAUAAAGAAAAUAAGUGAUUUUUUGUAGCAACCACACUCUAUUCAUAUCCAUAUUUUCGACUAGAUCCCUACUGUAGAUUCAUAAGAUGCCACAUCAAUAACGAACUGAACGGAUGAACGGAUAGCUAAAGCAUCAGAUGGAGUAUUACUAGACAAACGCUCCAGGUUUAAGACAGGCCAAAAGAUUCAUAAGCAAAUCAGCUAAAACUCUGAGGGACGUCUCUUGAUGACCUUAAACGAUAAAUGUUGGUCGAUCUUCUGUCAGCUCACUGUCCUAUCAAAUACCACCUUAAGAUGAUAGGUAUGACAGAGCAUCACAAUAGUCUUCUUUGUAAGGAGUCUACAUAUUUCAGAAACAGAACAAUGCAGACAUGCAGAGUGGCUGAAAAGCCAAAAUGACACCCGAAACAAUCUACAAGAAUGAUGUUUUGAUUUUGCUUCAACUACUUCUAGUUGUUAUCCAUAGGUUACGAUUCAAGACUUUUGUACUUUUUGUAUUUUUUCUUCUUCCAUUCUUCAAUUCCAUUUUGUAUAGGUAUCUAUUUUUUUUCGUGAACCUCAACCAUACCACUCUUUUAGCUUUCAUGAAACUUCUUACUAAUAGCUAUUCAUAAAGAUUGUCCAACUCUUGGUUAGUUCCGUUGUUCCAAAGUCCUUUCUUUUCCAUAUUCCUAAAGACUUUCGUCAAUACCUCUAUUUACCAUAGACCCAGUUAUGUUCCUUUUGUCUUUGUUAAACUUCCAGAAACUUUUUAUAGUAAAACAAAUGCUAACAUACCCCAAGUCGAGUUUUCAACAUUAAUAUCCAAAUAAAAUAUAGAUUUUGCCUUUAGUAAGAAUUGUGUAACAUUUUAUAAUAACUAUCAGGAUAAGUGAGGUUAAAAAAAAUGCACAGCUCAUAUGGCGGGUCAAAUACUUCAACGACAAAUAAUACAAUAACUACUUGGUCAAAUCCAUCAACAACUAUAGCUUCAAUGUCAUCGUUAUAUGCCGCAUCUGGACACCUUCCUCUUCCAUAUCCGGGAUUUGAUCAUGGAGCAAACUCAUCUUCGGUUUAUCCCCAAGCUUCAAUGUUCCAGUUUCCACAUUAUACACCUAUGCAUAUGUCAUUUGAUUAUCAGCAGAUUUUCAUGCAUAAAUCUGCUAUGCAGAUGCAUGCCAGAGACCUAGCGGGACGUUCCGAAGUGAAACCUCACCAAUGCCAACAAUGUCUCAAGUCAUUCAGCAGCAAUCACCAACUUGUGCAACAUAUCCGAGUACAUACUGGCGAAAAACCUUACAAAUGUUCCUAUUGUGACAGGAGGUUCAAACAACUCAGUCACGUUCAACAACACACAAGACUUCAUACGGGAGAACGUCCAUACAAAUGCCAUCUCCCAGACUGCGGUAGAGCCUUUAUCCAACUGUCCAAUCUUCAACAGCACCUUAGAAAUCACGACGCGCAAGUGGAAAGGGCGAAAAAUAGACCAUUUCAUUGCAACAUAUGUGGAAAGGGUUUCGCAACUGAGUCUAGUUUAAGGACGCACACGUCAAAAGUAAGCCAUUGUAUUGGUCGUUUGCAGCAACAUGCAGCCUUGAUUGGUGGACCGAACGCGACGUCGUGUCCACUCUGUCACAAGAUGUUUCUUGGCGGUGAAGCACUUAUGGAACAUAUGAAGCACACCCACAAAGAUCCCAAUGCCUCAGGGGUAGCAACGAAAAGGAGAACUGCCAAUCAUCCAUGUCCCGUUUGUGGGAAACACUAUGUCAACGAAGGCUCUUUGAGAAAGCAUUUAGCUUGUCACCCCGAAACAUCGCAAUUGUCGAGCUCCUUGAGAAUGUGGCCAUGUUCUGUAUGUCAAGCCGUUUUUACUCAUGAAUCAGGAUUACUAACGCAUAUGGAACAUAUGAGAAUGGAUCCCAAACAUCAAUUCGCCGCUCAAUACGUUCUCUCCAGAGCAGCUGCUGAAAGAAGGGAAAGAGAAAGUAUUCUUGCGGCUGUAACAUCUGCCUCUGGAAGCGGUCUACUCAGUUUAGGAAUGGGACCAGCGAGUGGCAGUCCCAUGUGUGCGUCUCCGAGUGCUCAUAGUGAUAGUUCUUCAGGCAACGGAAGAUUGUCGUCAGCAGGCUCGGAAGGAGGAUUGAACAACAAUAAUAAUAACUGCAAUACAAAAUUAGGUGAUAUCUUAAGAAGUAAUAAUGGACUUCAUCAACAAUAUAACGUAGAAGAUCAACUGCAUACGGCAAAUAGAAUGGCUGUUUUAGCGAAUAUGGUAGGCCAAGGCGGGGUACCUCCUGGUCUAGGUUCGGAUUCAUCCGCAGCUGCCAAUAUAACUGCCGCCAAUCUUGCCAAUUUAGCUAUGAGGCUUGGUGUAACACAAGCAAAUCAAGUUAACAACACCAGUAAUCCAUCAACGCCUCCUAUAACCAACGAUACCCUAUCGCUUUCCAUGAAUGCCAUGAACGCAAUGCGUGCGUCUAUGGACAGUAUUCGAAAUAUGGACGUAAUGAGAUCGUCCGUUAUGGAUAUGUCGUCGUCGCAGCAAUCGCAACAGCAGCAAGAAGCGCUUAGAAUGCAACACGCAGAAGCGCUGAUUAGAUCACAAGCUGAGACCGCGUUAAGGCUAGCGAUGAGUCAGGCCUUGCCUCAGCUUAGUCAACACCAACAAGAAAGUAAUCAUAGUCCGCUGCGUCAUAACGGAAAUUACCAGGGUCAUCAAGGUCAAUCAUCGCAACAACUAAGUCCGGAUCUAACUGAAGCUUUAAGGUUGCAAGAGCAAAGGCUAGAACAAGCUUUAAGGCUACACGGAGGCGAUCCAAGGACGUUAGGGUUUCCACUAUCAAGUCAACAACAGAAUUCCCAACCAUGAAAUUUUAGCUACUACUGAACGCAUAACACGUAAAGAUGCCUUUAAAAAAACUGUAAUUUUCUUUGCAUGUUUAAUACGCUUAAAAGCUAAAGUCUGUCCCAGUGAGCGUAUGUUCUACCGCUUGAGAAAACCGUAUACUAUGUGGAUGAUUGAACAAUACGUUUUAUUAAUUACUUGAA
Molecule: messenger RNA, 3073 nt
Organism: Diorhabda sublineata
Lineage: Eukaryota; Metazoa; Arthropoda; Insecta; Coleoptera; Chrysomelidae
Product: zinc finger protein 628-like
Exons: 10
Coding region: 933-2894 (653 amino acids)
Biological process (GO): regulation of transcription by RNA polymerase II
Cellular component (GO): nucleus
Molecular function (GO): DNA-binding transcription factor activity; RNA polymerase II cis-regulatory region sequence-specific DNA binding
Source: RefSeq, a predicted model, not a curated record